This is a messenger RNA of Zea mays, 1428 nucleotides long. RefSeq lists its product as uncharacterized. Lineage: Eukaryota; Viridiplantae; Streptophyta; Magnoliopsida; Poales; Poaceae. Bases 777 to 1328 code for a protein of 183 amino acids. The record is from RefSeq and is a predicted model, not a curated record. The transcript has 2 exons.
UCCUCCUCAGUCCUCACCUCCUCCUUUUGCCGGUUUUUUCCAGGUUGAAGAAUGAGAGUGCUGUGUGUACUUCAGAUUUCAGGCUAUCUCUCUGUUUAUCUGCUUGCUACCACUAUUCUCUGCCGUUUCCUUUUUUUUCAGCAUGCUUUUCAGCUUUACACCCAGUCAUGGGAGGAUAGUACAUAGUAGUAGUGGGUGUUCGUUGUGAAUCUCUCUCUCUCUCUCUCUCUCUCUCUCUCUCUCUCUCUCUCUCUCUCUCUCUCUAUCCAGUUUUGGAUACAUUUCUGAAACUUGCGCCGCUGAGAGCCUGAGAUCAAGCGAGCGCGCGGCGCUUGGAAGAGCCACGGCGUGAGUGACGCAUUGCGGCAAAGGCAUCACUGUUUCUCGUUCUGGUUUGGACUUUGGAGUCCCACAGCAAAAAAAUGCCUAUCCCUACCCACUCAUGCCUACCAAGAAACAACAACUCAACUCUCGGGAGGCGCAACAAACGAUGCCGCAUUUCCCUUCCCCUUUCGUUUUUUUUUUACCUCUUCAGUGUUCACAUGUACUAGAACGUGUGAUAUGUCUUCGCAAGCGUCACAUGGUCUCGCGCGGGCACGAGAGACAGGACGGCCUCGAGUCCUCUCAACUCAACUGCCCUCUGAUGCCUGCAUUUCUUCUACCAGGCCAGGAGCCCAGGACCCGGAGGUGCUCGCUGUCGCUGAUCAACCGCGCGCCGUCGCAGGCAGCACAGCAACCAGCAACAGCCAACAGCUAGGCAGGUAGUAGUAGUAUACAUGAGCAGGUUCGCGGGGCAGACGUCCACCAGGCCGUGGGUGGGGAUGGCGGGCUCUGGCGCCACCGCGUCCGAGCCUGCCGCCGCCGACGUCGCGAGGGACGACGCCACGGCGGCCAUGAGGGGCGCCGGCGCCGGCGCCGGCACCAACGCCAGCGCCAUCUCCUUCGGCUUCGCGGCCACGGCGGUCCUCGUCUCCAUGUUCCUCCUCAUGGCCAUCUUCGAGCACCUCAUCAAGCCCGGCCUGGCUUCCUCCUCCUCCCGCGGCGCAUCGGGCUCCCAUGAAGACGCCGCCGACGACGAUGGCGAAGGCCGCGGCCACCGCCACCGCAUGGGGGGAUCACCCCCGGCUCGACUGCGCGAGCGCGACGACGCGGCGCCGGACAAGCUCUGUCACCUGCCAAAGGUGGAGGCCGUGGUGGACUUGACGGUGCUGAUGCCGGGGCAGCGGUACCCGACGUUCCUGGCGCAGCCGGCGCCGCUCGCGCCGUGCCACAGGGAAGGCGUGCUCUGGCCUUCCCACGACCGUCGCCGCUCGUUUGUGCCACCGUGAUUUUUUCCCCCCACCACAUCGUUCUUUCUGUACAGAGGUUAUUGUAAAUGGCAGCGCCCUGGCUUAUUCGAGGCUGAUAUAUCAUAUGGCUGUUGUCACA